AUGACGCAAAGUUCACCACCAUCACUGAAGGGCACUCUCAUGCACAACAUGACCGACCAGGAGUACACCACCCUUGGCACCCUUUCGGGAGAAAUUCUUCAAAGGCACUUUGACUCCAUUUACCUUCAUCAACAUUCUUCUUUCAAUGGAACCGUGUCUGAAGAUUCUGUAUUCUAUGGAAGAAAUGUUCCUAUGGCCAGGAUCUUGGAAUCAUCAACAUCGAUCGGGUCAAAGGUGGAAAUUGGAAAUUUCUCACCAAUAACUUACUUUCACUGGCCAACUCUGUCGGGAAUCUACAUUAGUAGGACUGUUGUGCCCUCAUAG
Molecule: messenger RNA, 324 nt
Organism: Sphenostylis stenocarpa
Lineage: Eukaryota; Viridiplantae; Streptophyta; Magnoliopsida; Fabales; Fabaceae
Source: the annotation of a GenBank genome assembly